CUGGACUAAAUUAGGCAUUGCAUGUACGGCAUCUGAUUCUACUUAGUCCUGAUCUCCCGGGAAUGGCGAUGGGGUGAGGGGUCAGAGACCUGGCGAGGAGCAGAUUACUAUUUCGUACUGGUCACGAGGACUCUCUCGAUCCCAGCCAGUGCGGCCGUGACGUGUGGCGUUCGUGACUGGGGGAGCCGCGGCCCUACGUGCUGGGAGUCAACGCCGCGCCUGGGUUGGCGUGAAGGCACAUGAUGUUGGCAGCUUGAUACGGCUCGCGAUGUCUCUUGGCACUCGUUCUCGCUGACUCCCUCCCUUCUGUCCCCUCCUAAUGAACUGGUAGCUGCCGUGACGUGUGGAGGUAGUCACAAACAAGGCAGUGAACAGAUAACACACGAGACACACGCGAGUCGGACCACCGCCACUGUAGCCCCGCGAGAAAAGGCCUGGCAUGAAAUUCUCGGUGUGAUCGGUGUCCAGUUUAGCCAGGCAGCCGUCAUGGCGAGCAGUGUUACCGAGGUGGAGGAGAUCCAGCGCCCUGAGCCCGCCACGCCUCAGAUACGUCUCAAGAUCAUAAAUCUCAACCUCAAUGAACGAGGCAGGAGCCUCAGCCCGCCGUCGCGCCACUCGGGCAAGGCAGCUGAACGGCGCAGCGCGGACCAGCGCCUCGCCAGGCGCAGAAUCCACAAACUCCGCAGCUACGAACAUCUGGUGCGCGACCUUCCCCUCGGCCGCAGAGACAAAUACUUAGCACCGCGCCAGACUCACGUCAACGCGGGUAGUCGCAGGGAGGGAGCGCCGGGAAGCCAUGACGCCGAGGGCUCUCUGUACCUGUUCUUUGUGCAGGGAUUCAAGAACGUGGUGAACGGCGACCAGGAGGAGAUGCUGAAGACAAUCCUGGAGCUUCUCAACGAUCAGGUGGUGGACCAAGCUGUGUCGGUAGCCAGACAGGAGCCUCUGUUCCUAUGCGAGGACAGCUCGUCGCGGGGCCAGCCCCUGCAGCACGCCGCGCUGCACGGUGCCCUGCUGACCCUCAACGAGCUGGCGGCGCUCAUCCACUCUGCCUGGCACAGCCACUACGCUCAGAUCCUCAGGGACGCGUGGAUGGGGUUCGGCUGCGUGGGCGCCAUGGUGGUCAUGUCGUCUAUGCGACAGCGACAGUGAGCCGCUGUCCCCACAUUGCGACGGUUCGGCGUUUUGGCGGCGCGAGGAAGCGGUAGACACGCACACAGUAGUGAGAUUAUUGUUAACGCACGUGUACAUAGACUGAACGCAGUGAUCAGUAAAGUGAUUACACUUUCCUAGCGUGAUACUCGAUGAGAUAAAACCACAAAUUCUUGCCGAGAUGUGAUAUGUAUUUUUCUAUGUUACAUAUAUCUUUCUGAGGCUUUCAAUACCUUAACCAAUCAUUCCAUCUAAAUUUAUAUCUCACCUCGCGGUGGAGGAGCUGAUGGGCCGCCACCACGUGACUCGUGGCAGAGCCGGCCACUUGUCACGGCUCAUGGGAUCUUAUCAGUGUUAUGGACACCUUUCUGAUUGGACGUGGGAGGAGACACGUGUGUCUGCCAGAAGACAGUAAACUCAUGGUCAGUAAUGAGUGCUCAGAUGGCGAGGAGCAGCAGUUCAUUUUUAUAGGAAGAAAGUGUGUUCAAUAUGACAAGAUCGCCAUCUCCAUCGGCAGUCAGUCACAUGACACCGAGAUAUAUCCACUGAUGUGUCAAGUGCGGCGUGCGAGGCCCGCACUGAUACUGACAAGUUGGCGAGUGACGAGGUGCUCUCACGUGCCUUGACGCAGUGACCAACACACGAACAUUUGUCAUCACACACUUGAGACAAUCCUUCAUCAUCAUUCCUCUUGGAUCAAGAUGACGGCACAACUAAAGUGGUACAUCGCGCCUCGCUCAACAGUACCUGUCCACACAACUAACCAGAACAACACACUAAACUUCCUACUGUUAAAUUAUGAAUAAAUGAUAAAAAUUCGGAUAUCCAUUAACCAACUCACAUAAGCAUGACAAAGCAGUUUCAAAUAUCAAUAAAGAACGUCUGCUGAGCAGAAUAUUAAUGAACAUUCAUUACUAAACAGCUGCACUAAAUUUCCAAUAUUUCACGUAAAAUAUGAAAAAAAAAAAAAUAGAUGAUACCUAAUAAAUUACAUUGCUAGUCUUGAUAUCAUAUAAUCAAUGAAGUGCCCUUAUUUUAUGACUCAUCUAACAAACCCAAAGCUAUCUUAGUGUUCUGUGGUAUAAUUCCUACAAUACUUUUAGUAAAUAUUGUAUAAUGUUGAUGUCCAGUGAACGUUUGGCUGUGGACGAGUGAUCCACCGUGACAACUCUUAAUGGACCAAGCCAAAGAGAAUAGUUAAGACAAUACAUAUUCUGUGAUGGGCAGAUGCAGGGAAAACAUGUCUGACAAAAUUGUACUAUUACCAAUAUAAUUCCUGGAUAAUAAUAAAAUUGGAGAGUGGAGCUUAAUGUCUGUACUGGACACCACUUCCACAACACAGGGGGAUGCUGUCUUCAUGUACAGCAUCACCUGGUUCUCUACACUCCCCUCCUCACCCAUUCACUCAAUCCACACAAGUUGGCCAAUCUUCUAUGAAUAUUUUUAGGGCAUGGCCACUUCACUAGCUGGUACGUGAACCCAGUCAUUCUUACUCACACUUAUAAACAGCCUGAGCCUGUUUCUGAUCACCCCCAGAAUCUCUCUCUCUCACUCUCUCUCUCUCCUCUGCCAAGGAUAGAUGUUUCUCAAGUUAAGUGGUUAUAUAACAUUUUUUUCCCACAAGUAGAGGCCAGUCAGAGCUUAAUGUUAUAAUUUGUGAAGUGUGCCAUGAAUUUUUAGAGCGACUCACUGACUUGUUUCCUUGUACAAUGAUCUUAAAGCAAAUACAUUUCUUUGGGUAACUGAAUAUUAGAACAAUUGAUACAAGACAAGUCUGUUGCGAAGAGGCAUCUUCAGUCUACAGAGAAUAUUAAACUGGAAUGUUUGAAAAUCUGUAAAUACUUAUGCAGUCUUUUGACACUCCACAUAUUCUUGUAUAUGAAAAAAAGUCAUUGUUGAGAUGCAUAAAUUUUGCCAUUUAAUAAAUAAGUCAAGAAAAUGAUAUUCUAUUUGCCACUGCAGAUACAAAACUUUAGUUGAAAUCUUAUCCUCAGCCUGUGAACACUUAACUGUCACCUUUCAUAAAAGACCAAAAGACCUUAACAACAGGAAAGCCCACUCUGCUACAAUGAUCUGGUGUAGUUAAAAGAUGCACCCAAUGACUACCACCACAUGGGUACUCACCAAUCAUGUUGAGUGCGGCAGCAGACACUGCCUUGCCCACUGGAUUCUCAGCAAUUAUGGCAAUCCUGCCAGCCUGCAUCAUAGAUGUGACCGGCACCUCCAGAGUGUGUUUGUUGCCAGUGCCCCCCAGCACAUACUGGAGAUGGCCGCGCUGGUACUCCUGGCCCGUGAUGGGGCAGUCAUUCAAGGUCCAGGUGAUCUGUGAUGGUGAAGGAAAUAUGUAUAUAAAGACUGCUGUUUUCAUUGUCAUUAUCAUAACCAUUACUGUCAUUCCCAGGGAUCAGAAUUCAGGUUAGUCAACUAAGUCAGAAUUCAACCCUUGGAUUAUAUAAAGAAUGGACACUUGCUAUGUGUCCUGCAAAUGUGUGUGCAAAUAUAACCAUUCUAAAUCCUAUGGUAGAGAGGACAAGGGCCGACCACACCCCCUGGCUAAGGUGAAGCAACAUUGCCAACAUGUAAUGAAAGACAACCAGGAGACACUGAGUUUUCUCUCCUUUGUAUCACCUUCCCACAUGAGAUGAUGUAAUGUUUUGUCUCAGCUAUCUUUUCAAUGUCAGUCUGUCUGGUGUCUGGUGUACAGAUAAAGAGGUAGAUUUACAUUUUGAUUAUUAUGAUAAAUGGAUCUGCUAUUCUCAAUGAGGUAAUGAUAUAUGAAUUAGUAUAGGUAACAUUUUACAAGAAUAAGAUGUAUAGAUUUAUGUAGAAAACAUUACUUACAGUUUUUCUUUAAAAAACUAUCCACCAAAGUUUUCCCCGUCCACUGUACAAUAAAAACCAACAAAUAUUUCUUAAGAAUUCACUUUGAAACUACCCUUCAAUUUCUCUGUUUUUUAAGCAAGUGAAUGUUGUAGUCAGUCCACAGAAAACACCAAUUUAGCCUGUAGAAAUUUUCCGUGAUUUUCCAUGUAAGACUGCAAGAGUUACUUCAUCUGUUGUGUCCUUCAAGCCUUACAGAGCACAGAAUUUGUUGUAGCUAUGUAUAAGAUUAUGAAAUGCAUAUCUCAUCUGUGGUAUGAUGUCUGAUUAUUUAUUCAACGAAGUUUAUUGAAGUGUGAUAGAACAGUAUUGAUAUUAUAUAAACAUGACUACUGGUGUGCAUUAUGACAGCAUUUUGUAAAUCAUUGUCACAAAUCCAUUUAGCAUUACUGUAGGAGUUGAAGAAAUAAAAACAUGUUUGGCAUGAACAAUAUACAGCCUCUCUCACUGAACAUUUCAGGUUGUAUUCAGUUAUUCCUGUUGCCAAAAAAAAAUUGGCGGGUGUGUUUACAUUUCCACUUUUCUUACAAGGACCAUUUUGACAUAUCUAUUAAUAAGCAUAAGCUGUGUACAUAAAUGUGUGUGUGUGUGUGUGUGUGUGUGUGUGUGUGUGUGUGUGUGUGUGUGUGUGUGUGUGUGUGUGUGUGUGUUGGCUCCAAUACAGAAUGCCUUAAGUCUGCCUCACACAAUGACUGACUUAGACACAAAGGCACUACAACAACAGAAAACAGUAAAUGUAAGACAGCAAGAUGACAGAGGCCUUGAGGCAAGACAUAAGUGGAGGCUGGCAGAGAAGUCUUAAGGCCACAGCUACACAGUAAAGUGGAGCAGA
Messenger RNA from Portunus trituberculatus (swimming crab), 4864 nucleotides. RefSeq lists its product as uncharacterized. The transcript has 2 exons. NCBI's taxonomy places the organism in Eukaryota, Metazoa, Arthropoda, Malacostraca, Decapoda, Portunidae. The coding region runs from base 487 to 1152 and encodes 221 amino acids. The record is from RefSeq and is a predicted model, not a curated record.